UAAAGGGUUAGUUAGGGUUUAGCUUAGCGCUGUUGGUGUGGGAGGAGUGAAAGAAACACUGCGCAGAGAUUCAGUUCGCAUUCCAUUUCCAUAUCAAUAUGUCGCUUCACCGCCUGCUCCUACGCCGCCUGUCAUCUAUCGCUGCCUCUCGGCCCAUCUUCUCUCUCAUCCAAACCCGUUCCUACGCCUUUUCCUCCGCCGAAGAAGCUGCGGCCGAGCGCCGGCGACGGAAGCGGCGUCUGCGCAUCGAGCCUCCCCUGAAUGCUAUUCGUCCUCCGCCGCAGCAGGGCCCUCCGCGCGACCCGAACGCUCCUCGCCUCCCAGACUCCACUUCGGCGCUCGUGGGCCCCCGGUUGAGCCUCCACAACCGCGUGCAGUCCCUCAUCCGCGCGGGCGACCUCGAGGCGGCAUCCGCCAUCGCCCGACACGCGGUGUUCUCGGUGACACGGCCCACCGUUUUCACCUGUAACGCCAUCAUCGCUGCCAUGUACCGGUCGAAGCGGUACGAGGAGGCUAUUGCCCUCUUCCACUUCUUCUUCAACCAAUUCAACAUCGUCCCCAACAUCGUCUCUUACAACAACGUGAUCAACACCCACUGCGACGAGGGUCGUGUCGACGUGGCCCUUGAAGUCUAUCGCCACGUCCUCGCCAACGCUCCUUUCAGUCCCUCUCCCGUCACCUAUCGCCAUCUCACCAAAGGUUUGAUCCAAGCCGGUCGCAUUUCCGAAGCCGUCGACCUCUUGCGCGAGAUGCUCACUAAGGGCCACGGCGCCGAUUCCCUCGUCUACAACAACCUCAUUUCAGGCUUUCUCGAACUGGAGAAUUUGGAGAAGGCAAAUGAGCUCUUCGACGAGCUUAAGGAGCGCUGCCUGGUGUAUGACGGGGUUGUGAAUUCCACUUUCAUGGAAUGGUUCUUCAAAAAGGGUAGGGAUAAGGAAGCCAUGGAGUCCUACAGGUCCUUGUUGGAGCGCCAGUUUAGGAUGACCCCUGCCACUUGCAAUGUUUUGUUGGAGUGUUUGCUCAAGCAUGCCAGGAAAACUGAGGCUUGGGCCUUGUUUGAUCAUAUGCUCGACAAUCACACUCCUCCCAAUUUCCAAGCUGUUAACUCUGAUACCUUCAAUAUUAUGGUCAAUGAGUGCUUUAAGCUCGAAAACUUUGAGGAGGCCCUUGCAACUUUUAAGAAGGUUGGUACUAAACCUAAUUCUAAGCCCUUUGCCAUGGACGUUGCAGGCUACAAUAAUAUCAUUGCUAGGUUUUGUGAGAAUGGGAUGCUUUCCCAAGCUGAGACCCUGUUUGAAGAACUGUGCUCCAAGUCUUUGAGCCCCGAUGUUCCUACUCACAGAACUUUGAUUGAAGCGUACUUGAGAAUGGAGAGGAUCGAUGAUGCUCUCAGAGUGUUCAACAGAAUGGCGGAUGCUGGUCUUAGGGUAGUUGCUGGUUUUGGUAACACGGUUUUUGAUAAAUUGAUUAAGAAUGGUAAGGCCAGUGAAUGUGCUCAGAUUUUGAGUAAAUUAGGAGAGAAAGAUCCCAAACCAGACCCCACUUGCUAUGAGGUUGUAAUCAAGGGACUUUGUGCUCAUGGGUUAUUGGACAAAAGCGUAGAGCUGCUGGAUGAGGUUAUGAGGUAUGGUGUUGGGGUUACUUCUGCCUUGCGGGAAUCUGUUACCGAGGUUUUUAAGGAAGCAGGGAGAGGUGACGAGAUUGAAAGGCUGCUAGAUAUCAACAGAUUUGCAUAUACUCCUCGUCCAUCCCCUCCAAGACCUGCUUACCGUGGACCACCGGUCAGGUCGCCCUCGGAAAUGGCAGGGGCGCCACAUAACCCACAUUCUGGCCCUCCCACCACACAAAUGGCAGCUCAACUGUACCCACCACCACCUUUUCAGAUGUCAGGAGCUACACUUAAACCUUCUGGGUUUCCAACACAAAGGGCGCCACAGAGUCCAACACCUCCUUCUCCUCAAAUGACUGGAGCACAUUAUCCCCCUUCUGGGUUUCAAUUGCCACGUUCUCAAAUGGCCGGAGCACCACAUAACUCACCUUAUGUGGCUCCACAUCAAGUGUCGGGACACGAACGCCCGCCAAUGCAUCAACCUUCAUGGAGAUUUUCUCCUCCAAUGACUGGGCCUCACACGACAGCACCUGGACCUUCACCUCAUAUGCCAGGACAACCUCACCACCCUACUACAUCCGAACUUCCUUCUCAAACGAACAGGGCAGCCCCGCAAAUGACAGCCCAGCAUUAUACACCACCUCAAAUGGCAGGAUAUCAUCCUUAUGGAACACGACAUGGGAUCCAACAAAUGUCAGAACCACGAUAUCCAUCGUCUGGAGUGUCCCCUCCGAUGGUUGGACAACACCAUCCACCAGCUGGUCCAGCUCCUCCGGUAUCAGGGUCAUAUAUUCCUUCAUAUGGAGCCUCACCUAAAAUGUCACCGCCUUAUCGUACAGCCCCAGGACCAUCUUCUCACGUGACUGGACCGUAUCACCCAUCGUCAGGAGUAGGUUCUCAAUUUGAGGAAUCACAUCAACAGCAAUCAGAAGUCCCUGAACAGGUAGCAGUUUAAGUUUGGACUUAAAGUCAAUUCUUAGAUUCACCAAAAAGAAAUAGUCAAUUCUUAGUACUGCUGGUUCUCUCCUUAAUCCAGGGAAGAGUUGCUGUAUAGUUGCCAUAUCUUAAUCCUCUGUGACAACGAUUUCUGCUGUUUGGAAUCAUUAUAUUUAUGAGUUUAUAGAACGAUCAUACAAGAACUUAUCUGUCACAUGUAAUCCCGUCUUUUAUGACAUGUCAUUUUUAAUUUAUUCUUAUAAAUCAACCUUUAAUAUCA
Messenger RNA from Vigna unguiculata (cowpea), 2825 nucleotides. RefSeq names its product pentatricopeptide repeat-containing protein At1g10270-like. Lineage: Eukaryota; Viridiplantae; Streptophyta; Magnoliopsida; Fabales; Fabaceae. Gene Ontology annotation, molecular function: protein binding. The record is from RefSeq and is a predicted model, not a curated record.